CGCCGCCGGCGGAGCUGCUCGCCCCUAUAAACAGGCUUCUCCCAGUCGUGCAGUUUUCCACCCGCUCUUUGUCCGCGGCCGGCUGAAUGACGACGCGCUUCCCUUUAAGAUGAUGUCGGACACACACACGCCUUAUUUAAUUAUUUUGUGUAAUGUCGGCAGGCGGAUACUAGGACCAAACCAUAGCGUUAAAUACCAGCGAGGGUUGGAGAGGAGUCUGUAGCAUCCCCGGAGUGGCGGCGGAGGGUUAACGUUAGCUGUGCUCAGGACUAAGCAGUGUCCUUGCUUGUGUCAAAGGCAGCACUGGUGUUUAUCAGAGGCGACAACACUUCUCCGGGACAGACAUGUCUUCUCGUGUAACGGAUAAAGCAGAGGGGCAUCGAGGCGCAGAGCAGAGACGGUGAAUGCGGCGACAGAGCUCUGUUAGACUCUCCCCUCUCACCCCGCAAUGGUUUCGAUGUUUGGAUGAGGCAACGGGCAGUAGGCAAUUUGGCUCACAUUUAACAACAUUUUAAAAAGGGAGUGCUUUUACAUCUCUCCCCCUCACUUCCACCUUUAACCCCCCACCUAAUGAUGACAUCCCCAGACUCUCCACCGCUGGUCUCCCCUUCCCCGUGCCCUGCUCCACCUCCAUCCCUCCCCUCCUCCCCGGUGCCCUCUUCCCCGGCCCCUUCCUCCUCCUCCCUCCCUGCCCCGCCCUCACUGCCUCCCACGGGGGAGGUGAUGGUUCUGGCUCUGGGCAGGAAGAAGCAGAGGGUGCUGAUCGCUCUCUCCAUCCUGCCAAACCUCUUCCUAGCCUUCCUGCUCUCUUCCGACCCCCUCAUCACCCUCUCCCCGCCCCAUCACUGCCACCUGCCGGGGCCCUUACCGUCGCCUGAGCUGCUCAACGCCUCCCUGCCCUGGAAGAAAGGGGAGAGGCCCGGGGACAGCGGGCGCCUGUCCCAGUGUAAGCAGUACGUCAACGGAAGCCAGUCAGCUGUGGUGGACUGCGUGGCCGGCUGGGACUACAACGUCACGGAAGGGCUGAGGAACAACAUCGUUACCGAGUGGGAUCUGGUGUGUGCUCAGUACUGGCUGGUUCCAGUGGAGGAGGUGUGUUUCAUCCUGGGCGUCCUGACUGGCUGUCUCGGCCUGGGCUAUGCCGCUGACAGGCUGGGCAGAUCCAAGACCCUGUUGACCUCUCUGACCCUGUCGGUGGUGUUUGGGGUGCUGGUGUGUGUCUCUCCGUACCCCUCCAUCUUCAUUGUCAUGCGUUUCUGUUUGGCGGCAGCUAGCGCGGGAGUCUACCUCACUCUGUACAUCACUCGUCUGGAGCUGUGUGACCCGUCUCUGAGGCUGGUGGGGACCAUGCUCGCCGGGCUGAUGACCGUAGCCGGAGAGCUGCUGCUGCUGGCCGUCGGCCUAGGCUGCCAGUCCUGGAGGGGCCUGCUGGGAGCCGGAGCCGCCCCGCUAACACUCUUCCUCAGUUACGGCAUUCCUGGGGUAUUUCCAGAGUCUCCUCGCUGGCUCCUUCUGUCAGAGAGAUCUGCAGACAUGAACUCCUUCAGUGAGAGAAGAAACUCCAACAGAGAUUUGAGGGACGACGAGAGCUUCACAGAGCUGGACUCAGAGCCUGCCCUCUCCUCGCGCCCCCAACUGUCCUUCCCUGAGCUCUUCCACAGCAGGAACAUCUGGAAGAACAUGUGUGUGCUCGGCUUCACCUCAUUCAUCUCUCACGGCAUUAGUCACUGUUACAGCUCUUUCCGAGGUGACGUCAGAGGCACGGCCCCUAGCUUCUAUUGGACGUACCUGCUGUCUGUGUGCGCAGGGGGCGGUGCCUGGUUGUUGCUCUGGGCGACCGUAGACAGGUGCGGCCGCCGUGGCAUCCUGCUCCUCUCCAUGACGAUGACAGGGCUGGCCUCUUUGAUCCUCCUGGGACUCAUGGAGUAUCUCAGUGAGACGGCCAUCACAGUUUUCUCAGUGCUGGGUCUCUUGUCCUCUCAGGCCACCGCCUCCCUCUGCAUCCUCUUCACUGCAGAGGUCAUGCCCACCGUCAUCAGGGGCAGCGGUGUGGGCGCAGUUCUCGCCCUGGGCUGCGUGGGCCGCCUCAGCUCCCCGCUCAUGGACUUGAGGAACCACUACGGCUACUUCCUGCACCAUGUGGUCUACUCCUCUCUGGCCCUGCUGGCCGUGCUGUCCAUCCUGCUGCUGCCCGAGAGCAAGAGGAAGCCUCUGCCCCAGACGCUGGCUGACGGGGAGCAGUACAGGCGCCCCCCGCUGGGAAGGAGGAGGAGGGACAAUGUGCCGUUGCUCGCCACGCCCAACCCAGAGACCUAAAAGACCCCCGAACGAGUGGAAUGCAGAACAUUCACAUCUGUCCUGUUCAUGUGGAGGAGGAGAAAGAGCAAUAUAGAGACCUUAAGAUGGAGAGAAAAGGGCUGCAUAGAUGAUCAUGGACAGACGAUGAACGUGAUCAGACACUCUAAGCUUCCUAACAUAUCAUCCACUUGUCAUUCCAGGCGCAGGCGGUUGACUUGAGUUCCCACUUUACUUCAUCAUUCUCUUAUUUCCUGCCAUUGAGACGUGUAGAUCUGAUACACAGCGUUCACACACACACGUGGGGAAGUCUUCAUCUUUCAUACCAUCUCCUCCUGCCGUCUGGGGCAUGGUCCUCCACCAUGUGACACACCAGCAUACACUGCUGCACGCAGUCCUCCAGUGUGUCUGUCGUAGAGAUGUUAGCUGCUUACUACUGACACUCCAGACUAGACGUGGCUCAGAGAGUAGUUGCAAAUUAUUCGUAGCAUUUGUCUUAACCUUCAUAGAAUGUUGUUUUUAUUUUAGUUUUUGUCGUGUUUGCCAUGUACGACGACACUAAGUGCUCAGAGGUGUGCAAAAUCAAAAUCAGUUUUGUAUACUUUCCUGUGACACUUUUCGUAAGACUCGAUGGAGUUAAGUGGGUGUUAAAUGCCUUGUAAAUACUCUAGACUUCUUUAACUUCUUGGGGCAUCUGAGUUUUGUUAAAGCAGACUGUACAGAACAGUAAGCUAUGCAGUGGAGAUGCGGAGCAGAGCACUUGGAAACGUUCUUUUUAAUGGUGGUUAAUCAGUCUUUAAAUUUAAGCUACAGUGUUAUGGACGUUUUAUCAACUAUUAUAAAUAUUGGGAUCAGAAGCUAAAAAUAAGACAAAAAGAGGCUUAAAUCCAGCUAGUGAAUAUGGCCUGUAGCCAGCAAUAUUUAUGUUUUAUUUAUGUUAUGGCUUAUGGUUAUUAAGCAUAAUCAGUAAAUUAUUCAGAGGCCUAGCAUUUUGAAGUAUUAAACUAAAUAUUGUUAAAUUGGGUUCAGAUGACACCGCAUGGAAAAAAAAGUUUCCAUUUUCUGCUGUCUCUGAUCAAACAACAGUGAAGCUGUUAACUGUCACAACAUUCCUGCAUGUUUGGAAGCACUGAAGGGCUUGUUUUUUUUUUGUUUUUUGUAUUUCCUCAGCAGCUUAUAGUUACUCAAUACCUCUCUAGAUGACCAGUCUGAGCUGUAUGAGAAUAGACGGGUACAAAAAAAUUACAUUAGAACUUGUGUAACCAGGCACAUAUAUAUUUUGUCAGGACUUAAAUGUGGAAGUUUUGAAAGAGGUCAUGUGUCAUUUUGCCUGAAUGUAUAUUGAAGGGCCCGAUGACUAUGCUCCAUGAGGUUUGAAUGGCAGCGGAAGAGGGCCCCAGAGCUCGAAAUGAACCCCCGACUCCUCAUCCACCCACAAAGGAUGUUUUUCUCCAUAGCUUCCUGAAUUUGAAUGUGCUGGCUGAUGCCAUGUUGAAGAGUUUAAGACUUAAAUAAUGAUAGGGAAUUGCCACAGCAUGUCGGUAACAGUGCAUCAAGAAACACCAAGUGUAUGUUAGUGUGCUCGAGUAGUUGUUCUUCUCGAGUGUUCAUGGGUGUGUGAUAUUAAGAGGAAGUGGGCGUUAUUUAAUUUGGACUCUGAUGUCAAGGAGUCUUUAAAGUAAUUAUGAAUGACACUAACCUUUGCUGAUGGCUUCUUCCUCCGUCAGCCUUUGGUAGGUUUUUUUGCCCCCCUCUGUAUGUUGCACUUAUACACUGACAAUUAUUAUCACUAUGAUUAACUUGACUUGAGUAAUAUUAUGUCUGACAAUACUGAUGAUCUGUUCAGUGAUGAGUGAUGCAGUUAACUCUAUAGCCUGAUUUAAUGUAAAAUAAAACUGGUUCGAUAAACAA
This is a messenger RNA of Micropterus dolomieu (smallmouth bass), 4206 nucleotides long. It is a transcript of the gene slc22a17, whose product is annotated as solute carrier family 22 member 17. Gene Ontology annotation, cellular component: membrane. The record is from RefSeq and is a predicted model, not a curated record. Gene Ontology annotation, molecular function: transmembrane transporter activity. The coding region runs from base 571 to 2316 and encodes 581 amino acids. Lineage: Eukaryota; Metazoa; Chordata; Actinopteri; Centrarchiformes; Centrarchidae. The transcript has 10 exons. Gene Ontology annotation, biological process: transmembrane transport.